AGCCUUUUGGAACAAGUUUUGCUCCCGAUGCCAACGUGCGCUGCCUCUCCGCGGCGGAUUUGCGAGCGGGCGCACUAAAGGACCGUCCUUGCCCUUGCUUGAAGACUUGUGGGAAUUUGCAUUCCCUCUUUUGAUUUAUCUGCCAUGCUUCAAAACUCACAAACUCUGAAAAAGGCUGUUGCGGUUUGGACGGAGACGCCCGUGCGCCUGCAGCAGCAAGCGGGCUGAGGCUUUAAAGUGGGUUAUCGCUGCCGAGCCGUCAGAUCGGAUGCCCUGAUGAGAUAUCCAGUUGACACGGCAGCUGCCAUGGCUUACCAUCCUUUCCAAGCUCAUCGACCAGGUGCCUUGCCCUUGUCAGCCUUCUUUGCCGCCGCUCAGCCCUCGUUCUUCCCUGCGCUGACCCUCCCAGACGCCGCCUCCCUGUCCGAUCCUCUGUCGGAGCGGUCCGCCACGGACGCGGCGCUGCGACGCCAAAAUCAGCCAGGUCACAGGCGGCCCACGAAGGUCCCGCAGCCAGAGGAAGGGCCGGAUGAUGACCCGAAAGUCACGCUGGACUCCCAGAAUUUAUGGAGUGAAUUUCACAAAAGGGGAACAGAGAUGGUUAUUACAAAAUCAGGACGGAGGAUGUUUCCGCCUUUCAAAGUGCGGGUCGAUGGGCUGGAUGAGACAGCAAAGUAUAUCCUGCUGAUGGACAUUGUCGCCAUUGAUGACUGCCGCUACAAAUUUCACAAUUCCCGCUGGAUGGUGGCCGGGAAGGCUGACCCGGAGAUGCCAAAGCGCAUGUACAUCCACCCGGACAGCCCGUCCAAAGGAGAGCAGUGGAUGAGCAAGCCCGUUGCUUUUCAUAAACUCAAACUCACCAACAACGUUUUGGAUAAGCAUGGAUUUACAAUUUUGAAUUCGAUGCAUAAAUACCAGCCCAGAUUUCAUAUUGUGAGAGCCAACGACAUCAUGAAGCUUCCAUACAGCACCUUCAGGACUUACGUUUUCCCAGAGACAGAGUUCAUCGCUGUCACUGCCUAUCAGAAUGAAAGGAUUACGCAGCUAAAAAUCGACAACAAUCCCUUUGCCAAAGGAUUCAGAGACACUGGAAAUGGGAGGCGAGAAAAGAGGAAUAAGCAGUUAACCAUUUCUACGCUGCACGAGAACCACAGCAAAGCAGACCAGGAUUGUGCUGAUUCUGAUGACUCAUGUGAACAACCCAGCACCAGCGAUCUGUUUUACUCCCCCCGGGAGCUGCUGAGCAGCCCUCUGACGUCCACGCCCACCUGUCAGGAUGAGAGCAAUAUUGGAAGUGAUUCAGAUAUUGAUCCACAAGAGGAAGACAUUGCUGAAGCCAGCUCUUCCAGGACUGAACGUGUGUCUGCUUUGACUCAGAGGAGCGAGGAGAUACCGUGGAGCAAGUCUGCUAUCAGUAAGAGUGACGAAAGAGCGGCGAAAGAGAGAACGGUGUCGAGAACGUCAGAUGACACGUGCUGCGUGGAUGCUGAUUCUUCAGAAAGACACAUGAGCAAAAUCAAAGAUGGGGUCCUGCCUGGGAUGCAGAGCUCAUCGUUCCUCAGCGCUGGUCACCGCCAGGCUUUGGAUUUUUCAAGUGUGCGCAGCCAACAGUUUCUGAAGCUCGGGGCACCUUUGUUAGUUCACCCUGGACAGCUGUCAGUGAAGCCAGAGGCUUUUUCCACCGCUGGUAUGGAACAUGUGUUCUCCUCUUUGCCCAGAGUGAAUAACCACGAAAAUGGAGGCCUUCCUUCUCAAAGCAUCACCUCUCCAUCUCCCUUCAUGUUUCACCUGUCACAGCACAUGCUGGCAUCUCAGGGAAUCUCACUGUCACCCUUUGGAGGACUGCUCUAUCCAUACAUGGCAGCACAAGCUGCAAUUGCUCCAGCUCUCCCCGCCUGUUCUGCAACCUCUACGUUGGCAACAAACCACUGUUUCCGCAGCCCUCGGCCUUGGUUGCGAUUCAACCCUUAUCUGAUCCCCACCUCUGUCACCUCGAGCCAAAACCUGCUCGCGACCAGAUCGCCUGGCAGUUCAAAUUCGCAGUCUGAGGUGUCCAAAUCAGGGAGCAGAGAGACAAGUCCAGUGUCGGACAAUCACAGACAAAAAACCAAGGCCAAGCAGAAAACGCCUCCACUGAAAAACAUUGUUAAGGAUUCUAUGAAUGACCUGCAAAACAUACAAAAUCUGGUGAGAGGACUUGAUAAACCACUUCCUCCACAAUAGACUCUUCUUUAUGUUGUUUUUCAUCCUACACGUCUGGGACACUCACACACACACAGACAAGUUUGUGAUGUUGCACAUAAGAAUCACCUAAAAUAAAUGUCAGAAACUGCAUGUGUUGCUGCUAUUUAACAUGUCAUUAUCUCACCAAUAAACCUGCAGAAUAAACACUGAUUUGGCGAUUUGCAGAUCGCACCGAGACAUUUACGUUAACACGAGGCUUCAUCAUCUUUUCUAUAUUUCAGUGUGAAGCUGGGUCACACCACACGCUAGAAUAUAGUCAUUUCAAUGCUUUUGAACGAUAGUAAUGUGGAACCUGGAUGUGAAAAAAAAAAAACAACCAAAUUUAGUCCAGUUUUAACCUUGACACCAGGGUCUUUUGGGCUGAUUUGCAUAAACACCAAAUCAGUAUUUUUCUGAAAGUUUUAUGUUAAUAAAAAAAACUAUUCGAAUGAAAAUGAUCAUUGGAUUACUUAUGGGGGAAAAAGAGCUAUGCAAAACUCAUUGCCCAAAGUGGAGUCUACAAGGACAAUCAUGUGCUUUAAAUAUGAAUUAAACACCAUUUUAUAUUGCUUUGUUCUGUAUGAUGAUGUAAAUAUUUUAGUUUUAACACACACAUAUAAACAUGAUUAAUCAAAGCCUUUUGAGACUGUAAAUGAUCACUGUUAAACUUGCCAGAUGUGAGGAAGCUGUAUACCACCUAUUCACAGUUUCACAUUUUGUUGAUGUACCAAAGCUGAACCAUGGACUUGGAGGGAAAACUCAGGAUUUUUUUUUAACCAGCACUUCGGAAAAAACGU
This is a messenger RNA of Chelmon rostratus (copperband butterflyfish), 3020 nucleotides long. Its product is annotated as T-box transcription factor TBX2b-like. The record is from RefSeq and is a predicted model, not a curated record. The transcript is spliced from 7 exons. Gene Ontology annotation, cellular component: nucleus. Bases 277 to 2223 code for a protein of 648 amino acids. Gene Ontology annotation, molecular function: DNA-binding transcription factor activity, RNA polymerase II-specific; RNA polymerase II cis-regulatory region sequence-specific DNA binding. Gene Ontology annotation, biological process: positive regulation of DNA-templated transcription; regulation of transcription by RNA polymerase II; cell fate specification. NCBI's taxonomy places the organism in Eukaryota, Metazoa, Chordata, Actinopteri, Chaetodontiformes, Chaetodontidae.